AAGGUGACAAGUGAGUGAGACAGAGAAAGCCAAUCUCAAACUUCUUCUUCAUAUUUUCGAACAUAGAGAUGAUGUCUCCACUAUCAGAUCUCCUAAACCUUGAUCUCACUGACACCAAGAAGAUCAUCGCUGAAUACAUAUGGAUCGGUGGAUCUGGCAUGGAUAUUAGAAGCAAAGCCAGGACAUUACCAGGACCAGUAAGCGAUCCAACAAAGCUUCCAAAAUGGAACUACGAUGGAUCCAGCACAGAUCAAGCUGCUGGAGAUGACAGUGAAGUCAUUCUAUAUCCUCAGGCUAUAUUUAAAGAUCCAUUCAGGAAAGGGAACCACAUUUUGGUGAUGUGUGAUGCUUACACACCGGCGGGAGAUCCAAUUCCGACCAACAACAGGAACAAAGCUGUCAAAAUCUUCGAUCAUCCCGAUGUGAAAGCUGAAGAGCCUUGGUUUGGGAUAGAGCAAGAAUACACAUUACUUAAAAAAGAUGUGAAGUGGCCAUUAGGUUGGCCUCUUGGUGGCUUUCCUGGCCCUCAGGGACCGUACUAUUGUGCAGUUGGUGCAGACAAAGCCUUUGGUCGUGACAUUGUUGAUGCUCACUAUAAAGCUUGUCUUUACGCCGGUUUAAGUAUCGGUGGUGCCAAUGCUGAAGUCAUGCCUGGACAAUGGGAGUUUCAGAUUAGUCCUACGGUUGGUGUUGGUGCAGGUGAUCAGUUAUGGAUCGCUCGUUACGUUCUUGAGAGGAUUACUGAGAUAAGUGGUGUGAUUGUCUCAUACGAUCCAAAACCAAUCGAGGGUGAUUGGAACGGAGCAGCUGCUCAUACAAACUUCAGUACAAAAUCGAUGAGGAAAGAUGGAGGACUAGAUUUGAUCAAGGAAGCAAUAAAGAAGCUUGAAGUGAAACACAAACAACACAUUGCUGCUUAUGGUGAAGGCAACGAGAGGCGUCUCACUGGGAAGCAUGAAACCGCAGACAUCAACAAAUUCUCUUGGGGAGUGGCGGAUCGUGGAGCAUCGGUGAGAGUAGGAAGAGAUACAGAGAGAGAAGGAAAAGGGUAUUUUGAAGAUCGAAGGCCUUCGUCUAAUAUGGAUCCUUACCUUGUUACCUCAAUGAUUGCUGAAACCACCAUCCUCGGCUAAGCAUUUUUGGUUCUUUAUACCUUCUUCGGGUUUCGCCUUUUCGAUACUUUUUAUUGCGAAUAAGUCAUGGAAUGUUCUGUUAUUUCUAUUGUUUAAUCUGGUUAUGGUUCAUAUUGAAGCCAAAACUCAUUGUUGAACUCGAAUAAGUUGCAACUAUAUAGUCUAUACAUACCAUCUUCAGC
Capsella rubella is the source of this 1315-nucleotide messenger RNA. RefSeq names its product glutamine synthetase cytosolic isozyme 1-5. The coding region runs from base 69 to 1133 and encodes 354 amino acids. Gene Ontology annotation, cellular component: cytoplasm. Gene Ontology annotation, molecular function: glutamine synthetase activity. NCBI's taxonomy places the organism in Eukaryota, Viridiplantae, Streptophyta, Magnoliopsida, Brassicales, Brassicaceae. The record is from RefSeq and is a predicted model, not a curated record. The transcript has 10 exons.